This is a messenger RNA of Cornus florida, 1272 nucleotides long. Its product is annotated as E3 ubiquitin-protein ligase BIG BROTHER-like. The transcript has 8 exons. Lineage: Eukaryota; Viridiplantae; Streptophyta; Magnoliopsida; Cornales; Cornaceae. Gene Ontology annotation, molecular function: ubiquitin-protein transferase activity; ubiquitin conjugating enzyme binding. The record is from RefSeq and is a predicted model, not a curated record. Gene Ontology annotation, biological process: negative regulation of organ growth; protein ubiquitination. Bases 198 to 935 code for a protein of 245 amino acids.
UGUUACGUUGGCAGUGAAUGAAAAAAUGACUGGCUUCCAACUUUUUCCUCACUACACUACCAUUGUAGCUUUCAUUUGACAGGGAAGACGAGAGAGAGAGAGAGAGACAGAACUCAUCAUCUUCACUCAGAGUGAAGAAGUGGUUAUCAUAAUAUAGAGAAAGAGAGGUUUCUCCUCCUAUUCUGCCUGAAACAGUCAUGACGGGGGACAGAGAGGUUGAUAGCCAAUAUUUGGGUGUCGCAUUCUCAGCCGACAAUUUCAAAGAACUUUUUCCUGAACACAGCGAUCUUAAUUAUGAAGAGCUUCUUCAACAGCAGGAAAGUGUUUAUCAGUCACUGCAAGAAAGUGGCAGGAAAAGGGGUAGGACAUCUGAUGAGGGCCAAAGCCAUGAUGGGAAUCAGCUCUCAGGGCAAGAGGGUGGAUCUUCGCAGAGGGGAAGUGGUGGCGGUGUCGAGUCACAAUUAGCUUUGGAUGAAGCUUUAGCUAGACUCUUGCAAGAAUUGGGGGAUGACUUUGAUGGUUUAUUCAUAUCUGAUGGUGCAUCAGGGAAUAGAGGAGAAAAUUCUGGAGGAACUCCUGUCAGUUCUAGAGGAAUUACUGUUAGGUCUGCGAGUCCAGAUGUGCAGCAAGAUGAUAUAGAUCCAGAUCAAAUGACUUAUGAGCAAAUGUUAUCUUUAGGGGAUUCUGUUGGUGCCGAGAGUAAAGGACUGUCACAAGAGCUCAUCUCCAGAUUGACAUCUUUCAAAUAUAAAACAAGAUUGUUCUCUAAGAAAAAGAUGAAUGAAGAGUGUGUGAUCUGUUGCAAGAAUUUUGAAAGAGGGAAACUUUUGAUCAGCUUGCCUUGUGCACACAAAUAUCAUUCAAAAUGUAUUACACCUUGGUUGAAGAUCAGGAAGACCUGCCCCAUCUGCAACAAGGAGGUGCGCGAUUACUGAUAUCUAGGAAAGCUUGCAUCGCAAAGAUGGCAGGUCCGAUUCAGAAACUGCUUCGAUGUGUGGUUUUUGAACGUUGGUAAUAUAAGCAGAUGGUACGAUCGGUUUUAGUUUAUAAUUCACCUUAAUGAACUGGUUUUGUUACUUAUUUAAUUUUCCAUUGUAUGUAAAUAUGUAAUUUCUUAUUAUCUAAGAAUCAUAUAUGGAUUGUCCAAGAAAAGAGGUGACUGAAAAAGAUUUUUGUUUUGUUUAACAUGUUCUAAGGUAUUUAUAUGUUACCUAUGUGAUGUAGGGAUUAAAUUAAGCUUAUUAUAUUCAAGUUUGAUUCCAAUUUUCUUGA